AUGAAGGGUCUCGCACUUGUCGCCGCCGCCGCCGCCGCCGCCUUCACGGGACUGGCCUCCGCCGGCCCGGCCCUUUCCCUUUCUCAGCAAGAGAGGCGCGCUGAUGGUGGCAACAGUGCAGAGGAUUAUGAGGGACGUAUCGAUGCCUCCUUUGACAACGCCUGCUUGGACGUGGGCAUACCAUGGUUCUACUGCCAGGCCCGGGCCAAGGAUGGAUGCAAGGAACUACACGUGGAAGCCGUGUCCCGACUUCGGCAGGGGGGAUUCGACAAGUUCCAACUUGAGUACUUUAAAGUAGAAUUCGAAAAAUGCUUUCGGAACAGGGACCCAGCAACAGAAGCUGGCUUGUGCUGCGGCCUUGGCCUCUCGAAACAUCUCUGCCACAAAUACGCCAUGCAAUGCCGCAAAGAGAUGCAGCCUAAGCUGGACCCCAGCAGAGGCACUACACAGGACGUCGUCACGUCCAUGGUCCGGGGGUGCCUGGAGGACAUGGCCGAGGAGGAGGGACCUCUCCCGCCUGACGCAAAGCCAGGCCAGUCGCCCUCGGGGCCUGGGGCGGCCAAGCCGGCCAGGCAAGGCCACGGAGGCUACAGAUCUACGUGCGAGCAGGGUAGGAUGAAGGCCACGUAUCGGGAUGGAAUUUUCUUCUCGGAAGAUUAG
Molecule: messenger RNA, 660 nt
Organism: Metarhizium album ARSEF 1941
Lineage: Eukaryota; Fungi; Ascomycota; Sordariomycetes; Hypocreales; Clavicipitaceae
Exons: 1
Coding region: 1-660 (219 amino acids)
Source: RefSeq, a predicted model, not a curated record